AUGAGCACAAACAACUAUCCAUCCGGUUCUUGGACCUUGAACGGCAUCUCCUCAUCCACAGACGAUUCUGGACAUCCACUCGGAAGAGAUGGUAGACCGAUACCAACAGACCGCACCGGAGUUCCUUUGGACAAGGAUGGACAACCACUACCUAUCGACAGCAGUGGACAUUAUGUCACUGUGCCACGAGGUGAAGAAGAAAGAGUUUCUGAACCUAGCAGUGCGGGUUUGCCAGAAUCAACAGCUGGAGUUCAGCGUAACUGUACAGUCAAGAAUUUGAAACUGGACCUUGUGUUCGCAAUUAACACUAAAGACAUGACUAAAACUGCGUUUUACAACAUAAUGCAGGCAAUAUCGCAGUUCGCAGACAAUGUUGACCUUUCUCCUGAUGUGACACGCUUCGGACUAAUUUACGGAAACAAGGAAAUUGUUGUUCCUUUGACACUUGGAGGAUAUCAAGAGAAACAGCACAUGAGGGAGCAAAUUCGACGUGUCGUUUUCACAGAAGAUUCUUCCGAUGAUGAUGUUUCGAUAUACGAUCCAGUGAAACAACAGUUCGCUAUGUUCCCUCGAUUGGAUGCCUCGAAGAUCGCCAUCGUAAUAGGACAGCAACUUACGAGGAUUCCGGAAGAUACAAAUGGUAUUGCGCACCUCUACAUCUCACCGAAGAAGCUACAGGAUAAGCGCUCCAAACAACUAGAACUGGAUAAAGUUCACGGCAGUACUUUUAAUCAAAUGAUACAGCAGCACUGCAAGCGAUCACCGACACAGCUACCUUUAGUUUCACAAAUGACUCUAGAAGAGCACCCAAAAGCAGAUAGCGAGUCAGAGCAAGCAUCCAAAGCCAUGGGGCCCGAUGGACAAGUGCUUCCCACAGACGAAUCAGGAUAUUACAUCCAUCCAGUUGUUGGUCCUGAUGGAAGCCCGCUUCCCACAGAUAUGCAUAAACGACCGAUCUAUCCCAUCGUUGGAAAGGAUGGAAGCCCACUGCCAACAGACAAUUCUGGAGCUUACAUCAGCCCAGAUGGACGACCUAUCCCAACUGACUCAAGCGGAAAACCUCUAGGUGACGAUGGGUCCCCGCUCCCAACAGACGCAUCGGGCAACUAUGUGAUUGCUCCAAUUGAAGAAGCUGUCAGCAAGGAAUUGCCGACAGAUGAAAGCGGAAAUGUUAUCUAUCCUAUCAUCAUCCAGAUGAUCACCGUUGCCUACCGACAUAUCGGCGGUAAUGUGAUAUAUCCAAUCACAAAACCCGACGGCUCACCGUUACCAACAGAUACAUCUGGGCGCUACGUUACUGAUGAGGGUACUAUUAUCGAGAAGGACAGAAGUGGAAGACCACUGGGACCUGAUGGACAAGUACUUCCUACCGAUGAAUCAGGCUACUACAUUUACCCUGCUGUUGGUCCUGAUGGAAGCCCGCUUCCCACAGAUAUGCAUAAACGACCGAUCUAUCCCAUCGUUGGAAAGGAUGGAAGCCCACUGCCAACAGACAAUUCUGGAGCUUACAUCAGCCCAGAUGGACGACCUAUCCCAACUGACUCAAGCGGAAAACCUCUAGGUGACGAUGGGUCCCCGCUCCCAACAGACGCAUCGGGCAACUAUGUGAUUGCUCCAAUUGAAGAAGCUGUCAGCAAGGAAUUGCCGACAGAUGAAAGCGGAAAUGUUAUCUAUCCUAUCACCAUGCCGGAUGGAUCACCGUUGCCUACCGACAUAUCGGGUAACUACGUCACUGAUGAGGGCACUAUCAUCGAGAAAGAUGACGAAGGAAGACCGCUUGGACCAGAUGGACAAGUGCUUCCCACAGACGAAUCUGGAUACUACAUCUAUCCAGUUGUGGGUCCUGAUGGAAGCCCUCUUCCCACAGACAUGCACAAGCGUCCAAUUUACCCAGUUACUGGAAAAGACGGAACACCACUACCGACAGACGAUUCUGGAGCUUACAUCGGUCCAGAUGGACGACCAAUACCAACCGAUUCCAGCGGAAAGCCUCUGGGAGAAGAUGGUUCUCCACUUCCAACGGAUGCAUCGGGCAACUAUGUCACAGUUCCCCGCUCGAAGACGAAGCUGUCGGCAAGCAUGCCACAGAUGAAAACGGAAAUGUUAUCUAUCUCUGUCACCAUGCGGAUGGAUCACCGUUGCCUACGCGACAUAUGCGGUGACGAUGGGUCCCCGCUCCAAACAGACGCAUCGGGCAACUAUGUGAUUGCUCCAAUUGAAGAAGCUGUCAGCAAGGAAUGCCGACAGAUGAAAGCGGAAAUGUUAUCUAUCCUAUCACCAUGCCGGAUGGAUCACCGUUGCCUAACCGACAUAUCGGGUAACUACGUCACUGAUGAGGGCACUAUCAUCGAGAAAGAUGACGAAGGAAGACCGCUUGGACCAGAUGGACAAGUGCUUCCCACAGACGAAUCUGGAUACUACAUCUAUCCAGUUGUGGGUCCUGAUGGAAGCCCUCUCCCACAGACAUGCACAAGCGUCCAAUUUACCCAGUUACUGAAAAGACGGAAAACCACUACCGACAGACGAUUCUGGAGCUUACAUUGGUCCGGAUGGACGACCAAUACCAACCGAUUCCAGCGGAAAGCCUCUGGGGAAAGAUGCCCUCUCCACUCCAACGGAUGCAUGCGGGCAACUAUAUUUACGGUUCCCCUCGAAGACGCUGUCGGCAAGCAACUGCCAACAGAUGAAAGCGGAAAUGUUAUCUAUCCUGUCACCAUGCCGGAUGGAUCACCGUUGCCAACCGACAUAUCGGGUAACUACGUCACUGAUGAGGCACUAUCAUCGGAGAAAGAUGACGAAGGAAGACCGCUUCGACCAGAUGGACAAGUGCUUCCCACAGACGAAUCUGGAUACUACAUCUAUCCAGUUUGUGGUCCUGAUGGAAGCCCUCUUCCCACAGACAUGCACAAGCGUCCAAUUUACCCAGUUGUUGGAAAAGACGGAACACCACUACCGACAGACGAUUCUGGAGCUUACAUCGGUCCAGAUGGACGACCAAUACCAACGAUUCCAGCGGAAACCUCUGGGAGAAGAUGCUCUCCACUUCCAACGGAUGCAUUGGCGUGCAACCUCAUGUCACAGUUCCCCUCGAAGACGCUGUCAGCAAGCAACUGCCAACAGAUGAAAGCGGAAAUGUGA
This is a messenger RNA of Cooperia oncophora, 3138 nucleotides long. The record is from the annotation of a GenBank genome assembly. Lineage: Eukaryota; Metazoa; Nematoda; Chromadorea; Rhabditida; Trichostrongylidae.